Microcebus murinus (gray mouse lemur) is the source of this 970-nucleotide messenger RNA. RefSeq names its product melanoma-associated antigen B10-like. The record is from RefSeq and is a predicted model, not a curated record. Gene Ontology annotation, cellular component: nucleus. Gene Ontology annotation, biological process: negative regulation of transcription by RNA polymerase II. Lineage: Eukaryota; Metazoa; Chordata; Mammalia; Primates; Cheirogaleidae.
AUGCCCCGGGGUCUGAAGAGUAAGCUCUGUGCCCAUGAGAAACGCCAUCAAGCCCAACAAGCAACCGAGCAUCCAAUGGGUGCUCAGGCCGCUGCAGGAGGAAGGGCUCAGCCUGCCACUGAUUAUGAGCAGACAAACCGUAUAGAUAAGACAGUAUUUACAUUGGUGUGUUACCUGCUGUACAAGUAUCAAUUGAAAGAGCAAAUUACGAAGGUAGAUAUGCUGAAAAAUAUAAUCCAAAUGCACAAGAGCCACUUCCAUGAGGUCCUGAAGAAAGCUGCAGAGUACCUGGAGAUGGUGUUUGGCCUUGACAUAAAGGAAGUAGAUCCCAAUAGGCACAUUUAUGUCCUCAUCAACAAACUAGAUCUAAGCUAUGAUGCAAUGAUGAGUGAUGACAGAGGUAUACCCAAGACUGGCCUGCUGAUGACUGUCCUGGGUGUGAUCUUCACGAAAGGCAAUUGUGCCACUGAGGGGGAAGUUUGGCAAAUAUUAAAUGUGAUGGGGUUAUAUGAGGGGAGGAUGCAUAUUAUUUUUGGAGAUCUCAGGAAGCUCCUCACCAAAGAUUUGGUGGAACAAAAGUACCUGGAGUACCGGCAGGUGGCUAACAGUGAUCCUCCAUGUUAUGAAUUCCUGUGGGGUCCACGAGCCUAUGCUGAAACCAGCAAGAUGAAAGUCCUUGAGUUUUUAGCCAAGGUCCAUGAUACCAUCCCUAGUGCCUUCCCGACCUGGUAUGAAGAGGCUUUGAGAGAUGAGGAAGAGAGAGCACAAGCCAGAGUUGCAGCCAGGGCUCGCAUUAGUGCUAUGGCCAGUGCACGUUCCAGGGCCACGUCCCACAGCUUUUCCCACCCCUAGUAGAAUCUGAUGCAUUCUUCACUUUAUAGUUGAAAAGAAAAUUCCAUAUUUUAAGUAGUGGAAGGUCAGGGUGAGGCUGGAGACAACACAAUGUAUAACAUGUUUAUUUUCCUGUUCU